This is a messenger RNA of Elaeis guineensis (African oil palm), 652 nucleotides long. RefSeq lists its product as uncharacterized. The record is from RefSeq and is a predicted model, not a curated record. Lineage: Eukaryota; Viridiplantae; Streptophyta; Magnoliopsida; Arecales; Arecaceae.
AUUUCACCCUAGUUCUGCAGCCGGCAGUGUACGAUCUUGUCUGACGCCCUUCCACUUCACCAGUCUCCGACUUCCGUCCUCGUUUUAUUUCUCGUCCCACCUCCGUCCUCGGUUUAUUUCUGAUCCUCUUCACUCCACAAGAAGAGACGUCUUCGAGAGCCACAACUUGUUAGGGUUUUUCUAGGGUUUAUUAUUUUUGCCCGAAGAAGAUGGCACUGACCAACUUCAUCCUGACGGUGGUCGGUGUGAGCGCCGCCGUCCUCCUCUUCCGCAGCGACGUCAAGCAGUCCGCUGCCAUCUUCCGCCGAAACGUCCGCCAAAUCCGCCACUGGCUCGAGGCGGAAUCCACCUCCGCCGCCAAGUCAGCACCAAAGGAAUUGGAGUCACAGGUUCCGAAGAAAGACUUUCCCAAGGAAGAGAAGCAUUAGACUGUCAUGUAAUUCCUUCAGGUGUCUAGAAGAUGCUCGAACAAAUAAUAUCUACACAUUGUUCAUAAAUUGUGAAAAUAAUGGUUGUAGGUUUUUGAUCGAAAUAUCGAUAUCCAAAAUGUAUAAUCACUUUGUUUUCUGAGGAUUUUGCCAAGCAUGCUUCAUUGAGUUCAUUCACUUGAUCAUUUGGUGAAAUUUCAUGAGGUGCAGGUUUUUUGCUGUUC